Messenger RNA from Rhagoletis zephyria (snowberry fruit fly), 1416 nucleotides. NCBI's taxonomy places the organism in Eukaryota, Metazoa, Arthropoda, Insecta, Diptera, Tephritidae. The record is from RefSeq and is a predicted model, not a curated record.
CACCUGAACAUCGUCUUCAUCGGCCACGUCGACGCGGGCAAGUCGACCAUCGGCGGCCAGCUGCUCCACCUCACCGGCAUGGUGGACAAGCGGACGCUGGAGAAGUACGAGCGCGAGGCGAAGGAGAAGAACCGCGAAUCGUGGUACCUCAGCUGGGCGCUGGACACCAACCAGGAGGAGCGGGACAAGGGCAAGACGGUGGAGGUGGGCAGGGCGUGCUUUGAGACGGAGAACCGCCUCUUUACGCUGCUCGACGCGCCCGGCCAUCGGGGCUUUGUGCCGAACAUGAUCGGCGGCGCCUCGCAGGCGGACCUCGCCGUGCUGGUCAUCAGCGCACGGAAGGGCGAAUUUGAGACCGGCUUUGAGAGAGGUGGGCAGACGCGAGAGCACGCCAUGCUCGCCAAGACUGCCGGCGUCAGACAGCUGAUCGUGCUGAUCAACAAGAUGGACGACCCGACGGUGGAGUGGAGCGAGGCGCGCUACAACGAGUGCUGCGAGAAGCUGCUGCCCUACCUGAAGAAGUGCGGCUUCAACCCCAAGACGGAGCUCUACUUUAUGCCCUGCUCCGGGCUGACGGGCGCCUACCUCAGGGAGCCCGUCUCAGAGGCCGUCUGUCCCUGGUUCAGAGGCAAGUCCUUCCUCGACUACCUGGACAGCGUGCCCUUUGGCAACCGCUACGUGGACGGCCCCUUCCGUAUGCCCGUCUUCGACAAGUACAAGGACAUGGGCACGGUGGUGAUGGGCAAGGUGGAAAGUGGGAAGACGCAGCGCGGCGCCCAGCUCCUUCUCAUGCCCAAUCGGAAGAUGGUGGAGGUGCUGCAGCUGUGGUCGGACGAGGAGGAGGUCAGUCAGGUGCUCAGCGGGGAGAACGUCAAGAUCAAGCUGAAGGGCGUCGAGGAGGAGGAGGUCACCUCGGGCUUCGUCCUCUGCGACCCGGCCGACCCCUGCAGCAUUGGCCGCGUCUUUGACGCGCAGGUGGCCAUCCUCGAGCACAAGUCGAUCAUCUGUCCGGGCUACUCGGCGGUGCUGCACAUUCACUGCGCCAGCGAGGAGAUCAGCGUCAAGGGCAUCAUCGACCUCAUCGACAAGAAGACGGGCGAACGGCAAAAGGUAAAGCCGCGCUUCGUCAAGCAGGACCAGGUGGCGCUGAUGAGGCUGGAGUGCUCCGGCGGCAUGAUCUGCAUGGAACCGUUUAGCAAGUUCCAGCAGAUGGGCCGCUUCACGCUAAGGGACGAGGGCAAGACCAUUGCCAUUGGAAAGGUGCUGCGCAUUGCGCCCACCGAGGGAAGCAGCACUAGCAGCAGUGGCGGCGGCUCUGGCGGUUCCUCCGCUGGGGGUGCUUCUAGUGGGGGCGGCGGUGGCGGCGGCAGUUCCUCCAACGCUGUCGGCGGCGGCAACAGCAACGCCAACAACUAA